AUGUCCGAGAAAACAACAAAGCAGAGGGUCGCAGUGAUCGGGGCGGGCCUUGGUGGACUAUGUUCUCAGAAGCACCUUUGUGAAAAGUUUAACAUUUUUGAACCAGUGGCAUUUGAACGGAAUUUUUGGCCUUGUGGAUUAUGGAACUAUACCGACCAAACAAGCAAAGACGAUUUCGGAUUUCCCAUUCAUUCUGCUAUAUACAACAAUCUUAGAUCCAAUCUCCCAAAAGAAUUACAGGAGUUUCCAGAUUUCCCCUAUCCUAAGGAAUGGACAUCAUCUUAUAUCACAAGACAACAGUGCCAUCAAUACCUCAACAUGUUUACGGAUCACCACAAACUGAGACCAUACAUACGAACACGCACCUUCGUUCGAGAUGUAAGGCCAUUAAAAGAAGACCAGGAGAACAGCCUUGUUAAAUGGAUGGUCACAUUUUCUCCGGUGAAAAAGUUAUCUGAGAUCAAAACGGAAGUGUUCGAUUCUGUUCUUGUAUGUAAUGGUCAUCACAGUGAACCGUACACUCCGGAUAUCCCUGGAAUGGAAUUGUUUGAGGGAAGAAUGAUUCACAGUAAAGAGUUUAGACACGAGGAACAUUUUGAUGGACUUCGUGUUGCAGUUCUAGGAUGUAGUUAUUCAGGAGAAGACAUUUCAAUGCAUGUAGCAAAGUUUGCAAAAAAAGGAUUUUUCUACUUCUAUACAAUAUCGGAACCAAAUUCCCAUAAGCAUGAUUUCCAUUUUUCUUCGUUCUUAAACCUCGAAAAUUGGACCUCUCUUAAAUAUUUGAUAUUACAGUAUAUUUUCAAUUUAGUUUAUAUUUACUUAAAGGUUUUUGCAUGCCACAGACGAGAUCCAAAAGACUUCAGGCCGUCUUUCAAAAAAGAAAUAGAACAAAGACCUCCUUUUGUCCAUAUGACGAAAGAUUUCGUGGUGUUUCCCGAUGGCUCUUCAGAAAAAGUUGACGCAGUCAUAUUCUGUACCGGAUAUCGUUAUUCUUUUCCAUUCUUAAAAGAUGACAUCAUAGCGAUCCAAGAUCAACACGUUCAGCUAAUUUACAAACAUAUGUUUCAUAUAGAAUAUCUAAACCUUAUUUUCAUUCGAAUAGCCCGGCAGUUUUUAUACUUUCCUAUGUACCAUGAAAUGGCAAAACUUGCAGUUUUGGCGUUGGCAGGAAAAGUGAAAUUUCCGUCCAAAGAUGUAAUGAGGGCAGAGAGUGAAGCGGAUUUCCAAUCUCGUUUGAAGGAAUGCAAUCCACCGUCUCAUGCCCAUUUCUUUGGCGGUACUGGUCGACGAUUUCGAUACAUUGAAGAACUCGCAGAAUUAGGAGGUUUUGAUCCGCUUCCGCCAGUACUCGAAAUGAUUUUUACAGACGUCGCAGAUGAAAGACACAUGAAUCUUCCACAUUGUACCGAGAUUAGUUAUCGGGUAACUGGGCCUAAUUCGUACGUUUGCUUAAACCCGGAGAAGAUUAAAUCAAGGAAAUCAAAAGCCGAAAACGUUUUUAAAGAUGGAUGAAUCAAUCAUUAUUUUCAUGAAUAUUAUUAUUCAUUAUUCAUCUUCUUUCAUCUUGUUUAGAAUUUUUUUUAAAUUUAAAUAUCUGUACCAUCUCAAUAUUUUCAACUUGUUAAACUACACUGCUUGAUUUCAGAGAAGACAUUAAAUUUCUUUGU
Messenger RNA from Saccostrea cuccullata (small rock oyster), 1667 nucleotides. RefSeq lists its product as uncharacterized. The record is from RefSeq and is a predicted model, not a curated record. Gene Ontology annotation, molecular function: N,N-dimethylaniline monooxygenase activity; NADP binding; flavin adenine dinucleotide binding. The transcript is spliced from 7 exons. Lineage: Eukaryota; Metazoa; Mollusca; Bivalvia; Ostreida; Ostreidae. The coding region runs from base 1 to 1512 and encodes 503 amino acids.